GAGAGAGCAGCGCGAGCGCGGCACGCACACAGGCAGUACUGAGGACAGCGCGCGCGCGGACGGGCACGGGACCGGACCGGACCGGAAGUACACCGGGAUUUUCUUCGAUAUCAUUUUUCUCUUCAGAUUAAAGGAUCCUUUUUUUGGUGCUGAUUGAUUUGUAGAAGUGUACAGGUGUGUGGGUUUUUAUUUUGGAGUUGAUACUACUCGCGCGCGGGAGUGUAUCGUUUCCAUAGAGACGUGUUUUGCUGUUUAUUCGGAUUUUUUUUUUUUAAAUACUUUUCCCCACCGAGUUUGGAUAUUUCCGCCGGUGUUUGGACGCCAUGCGGAUACUCGCGCGCUGCAAAUGAGAAGCGGACGACGACGCGCUCGCGCCACAUGAGCGACGUGCCCUCGCCGUCUGGAGUCGCGCGCACACCGAGGAGUUCCCCCGCCCCGGAGAGCAGCUGCCCCGACCGCCAUCUCACCGGCGCUCGCGCUCCACAGCUCGCGCCCGCACCGCUGCCCCUCACUGACCCGGCGCGUCACGCCAAGCGGCUUCCGGUCCGGGUUCUCCAAAUGCUGAGCGCGCGCGCGGCUCACAUGCUCCACGCGGACUACCUGCAGCCGCUCAGCUCCGCCCCGCUGCCCAUCGAGCUGGAUGCUAAGAAGAGUCCACUGGCCCUUCUGGCUCAGACCUGCUCCCAGAUCGGCAAGCCGGAUCCUCCUUCGUCCUCCAAGCUCAGCUCGCUCUCCACGGGCAACUUGGGAGACAAAGAUGGCCGGUCGAACAGUUCGGGUCUCAAAUCAGCAGAGCAGCAGCAACAGCAAGGUCUGGAAGACAAGUCCAGCUUCAAGCCUUAUUCCAAAAACAGCUCGGAAUGCCGGAAGGACGGAAUCAUGCCGAGCGGGUCAGCCGACAAAUCCGGGUUCAGGACUUCUGGUGGGAGUUCGGCUAACACGACGUGUCCAUCAUUCCCUCCUCACAUCCCGUCUCCGAGGACCUGCUCACCGUCCCAGCAUGCUCCAGGCCAGGGACAUGUACACCGCCAGACACAAUCUCCGUCCACGCAGAAACCCCUGAGUGUAGACUCCAAAUCUGGAAGUUCUGACUCCAGCACGGAGAGCAGCGGUGGCAGCGAUCGUGUCGGGAAAAAAGACUUGGAUAACAGCAGACUUGACAAUGCCCAGAUGGCCAACUCUAGCCAGGCACGUGCGAGUGUCAACUCCAGCAGUGGCAGUGCCUCUAGUAGCCCUCGACCGGAAAGCAAGAACGAUUCCCAACCACCGCAGACAUCCUUAGCUAAUUCCAGCCAUGUUGCUCCAAUUUCACCAUUCAAACCAGGACACUCUGUGUUCCCCUUACCUGCUUCCACCCUAGGAUACCACGGCUCCAUUGUUGGUGCCUACGCUGGUUAUCCGUCCCAGUUCGUCUCUGGGUUGGACCCUGCCAAGUCUGGUUUAGUGGGUGCUGCUGGGAUGGCAAAACACCCAAGCUCUAGUCCUCUAACGGGAACGUCGCCUCCAACCUUUAUGCAAGGCCUGUGCCGAGACCCGUACUGCCUCACUUACCCCAAUGUGCCCCACUUGGGGGGAAGCAACUGCAACACUUGCAUCCAUGACCCCUCAUCAACUCUCAAGUCAGGAUUCCCAUUGAUGUAUCCUUCACCACACCUCCAUGCACUCCAUCCAGGCUCUCUGUCCACAUCUGGUGCUUCCGGCUCACUCUCCCACCCACUCUACACCUACGGCUUCAUGCUUCCUAGUGACUCCCUUCCUCACGCCUGCAACUGGGUUUCCGUCAGCGGGCCAUGCGACAAACGCUUCAGCACUUCUGAGGAACUUUUGGCGCACUUGCGCACUCAUACCUCCCUUCCUGGCGUGGAUGGAAAGCUCCUGUCUGCCUAUCCUUCCUCCGCAUCUUCUUCAGCUGCUUCUUGCCACCUACACUUGCCCCCUCCUAGCAGCCCUGGGGCUCUCCCAAGCUCCUUCUCUCUUCGAGGUUCACCUGGACUCGGCCUGGCUCGCUAUCAUCCCUACAGCAAACCACAUUUGCCUGGAGCGCCUUCCUUACCUAUGCACUCUUUUCCUGCUACGGCACCGUACUACUCACCCUACGCUCUCUAUGGCCAGAGACUGGGCUCGGCAUCAGCACUCGGUUACCCCUGAUGGACGCACAGUUGGGCAGAGAAUGAGGAAAAGGUCAAGACGAGGACAAGGACCAUCCAUAAGAGAGGCUCCAAGCCAAAAGGGGAGCUUUAACUGGAUGGAGUUACCUCUGUAAAUGGUGGAGGUGGGAAGCACAGGCACGCUCAGGCAUGAAUGCUGUCAACUCUGAAGAAAGAACCAUGAACUUGUGCUUGAUUCCUGAGAAUAAUAGACCUGAUACCUUUAAUGUUAUUUGAUGAUCAAAGUUUUAUUUCAGUUUAUUAAUAAAAAAAAGUAUAUUUAUUUUUCUCUUGAGCGCUUGGCUUUGUACUUGGGGAAACAUUUACCAUCGGAAUGCAUUCCUUGUCACUUUGGUACAGGAACAAUAUUUUCAGAGAUCAAUAUCACUCUUUCCACAGUACACUUUUAUAACAGACUCAUUUAUCUUUUGGUUGUUAUUUCUUUCUGUUCUUUUACUUUUGUGUGUUCCAGCAAGCGUGACUUGCUCGACAGCCGGUUUGUUCUUGGAAAUUUGCCAUUUUUUUUUGUUUCUUUUUUUGUACUUGUACAGCUCAAAAGAAUAAACUGCAAACAGAUAGAUGUGAUAUAUUUUCUAUGGUGACUGGUUCUGCAAGCUGGAGGGGGUUUAGCGGAGGGUUGGAGGGAGCAGGGGAAAUGAAAACAAUGAAGAGUCCUAUGUAGAGAUGGUGGCGCUAUACACUUAACAGAAUGUCUUAUUUUGUGAAAUAAAUGAUAACUUGAUUACA
Neoarius graeffei (lesser salmon catfish) is the source of this 2894-nucleotide messenger RNA. RefSeq names its product zinc finger protein 703 (gene znf703). The record is from RefSeq and is a predicted model, not a curated record. Gene Ontology annotation, biological process: negative regulation of DNA-templated transcription. The coding region runs from base 379 to 2148 and encodes 589 amino acids. The transcript is spliced from 2 exons. Gene Ontology annotation, cellular component: nucleus. NCBI's taxonomy places the organism in Eukaryota, Metazoa, Chordata, Actinopteri, Siluriformes, Ariidae.